Cuscuta europaea is the source of this 1820-nucleotide messenger RNA. The record is from the annotation of a GenBank genome assembly. NCBI's taxonomy places the organism in Eukaryota, Viridiplantae, Streptophyta, Magnoliopsida, Solanales, Convolvulaceae.
AAGCCCCUACUAUUUCUCUUAUUCCAACUCCGUACGACCGCAUCCACGCAAUUGUUUUGUCUCUUGUGGUUCCGAUCGAUGCGCAGAGAAGUGAGCGAUGGUGCCCAGAACGGUUGGGCAAUCGAAUGCUUGGAACUUCACGCGGCUUCUGACAACAAGAGCAGUUUCAUUCGCGGCUUCGAGCCGAACCACCUUGGAAUCGGCUUCCGGUGACGGAGAACUCCGGCUGUUCAUUGUUGCCGGGGAGGUUUCCGGUGACUCCAUUGCUUCUCGUCUUAUGGUCUCCAUCAAAAAGCUCUCUCCUCUCCCCGUACGCUUUGCUGGCGUUGGAGGGCAUAUGAUGUCAAAGCAAGGGCUAAGCUCUGUCUUUCCUAUGGAGGAUAUAGCAGUGAUGGGUCUUUGGGAGUUACUACCACAUCUUAAUCAGUUCAGACUUGGAUUGGAAGAAGCCGUGCAAGCUGCUCUUAGAUUUCGGCCUCAUGCUGUAUUAACAGUAGAUGCAAAGGGAUUCACCUUCCGUUUCCUAAAACACUUGCGAGCUAGGUACAGGAAACAACAAGGGAUGAUCGGCCCUUUGCAUUUUCAUUAUGUUGCACCAUCAUUCUGGGCCUGGAAAGGCGGUGAAGGUAGAUUGGGUGGACUGGCUGAAUUUGUGGACCACGUCUUGUGUAUCCUUCCCUUUGAGGCUGAAGUGUGUAGAUCAAAUGGUUUAGCUGCAACUUUUGUAGGCCACCCCACACUUGAAGAUAUGUUUGAGUUUGAGGGGAGAGAUUCCACAGAAGAUGGGUGGAAAGUUAAGGGGAAUGCAGAAAAGUUUAGGAAUGACCAUGGAAUAUCUACAGGAUCCAAAGUCAUUUCCUUGCUUCCUGGAAGCAGAUUGCAAGAGGUCACUAGAAUGCUUCCCAUCUUCAGUGACACCAUGAAUCAACUACAAGAGUCAUUUCCGGAGUUGGUUACUGCUAUCCUGGUUGCACCUAAUUCACAUGUGGAGAAUUUCAUCAGCGAAGCUACCCGUGACUGGCCGACAUCUGUUGUAUUGGUUCCAGGAGGGUCACCGCAGAUGAAGUACGACUCUUUCAGUGGUAGCAAUGUAGCGCUAUGCACUUCCGGGACGGUAGCAAUGGAGUUGCAGCUAGCACGCCUACCCUGUGUUGUUGCCUAUCGAGCACACCUCCUAACAGAAUUGUUCAUACGUUAUAAAGCUAAAGUGUCCUACAUUUCUCUUCCUAACAUUCUGUUAGAUUCAGAUAUUAUACCAGAAGCUUUGUUUCAUGAUUGUACUCCUUCAAGAUUGGCAACAUUGCUCAGGAAUUUGGUUCUUGAUGAAAGCCUUCGACAAAAGCAGAUGAUUGGUGCGGAAAAGGUGAUUGGAUUACUUAAGCCGCCCGAACUAAUAAACAGCAGCUCGACACAACUGAUUGGUUAUACAGCUAGUAUGAUUGCAGCUUCUACCAUUCUCUUUUCCAGAAGGACAUGAUUGCCCUUGAGUUAUUGGGAGAGGAGUGAUGACAUCACCAUCUUAAUAAAGGAAGUUGUCAAAAUAAUAUGGCAUGCGGAGAUUGAGUCAACUGGAGCUUUAAUGGGUCACCCUUCACAAUGAAAUGUCGAAGCAGAUUGUUGAAAUGUUUUUUGGUUUUGCUUCUGAGUUACACAAUGUCUAACUUGGUUUGAGAUCUGACGGUUUGAUAUGUUGUACAUUAUAAUUGUGUCAGCCUGUUAUUCUUAUCACUUUUAAUCUUCUUCUGGUAUGUGUUUGAAAACUCCAUAUAUAUUUUCUUAUCUCUAAUAAUUUCAGGUUUAAAGUGCCGUAAACAGAAAAA